This is a messenger RNA of Poecilia latipinna (sailfin molly), 982 nucleotides long. RefSeq names its product acrosin. The transcript is spliced from 5 exons. Lineage: Eukaryota; Metazoa; Chordata; Actinopteri; Cyprinodontiformes; Poeciliidae. The record is from RefSeq and is a predicted model, not a curated record. Bases 17 to 925 code for a protein of 302 amino acids. Gene Ontology annotation, molecular function: serine-type endopeptidase activity. Gene Ontology annotation, biological process: proteolysis.
CAGAAGGGUCAAACUGAUGAUGGGUCUGAAGUUUUUGCUACAGUUUUCAAGCAUCUUGUGUUUGGCCGCAGCAGCUUCAAAUCAGAGCUGUGGGAAGCGGAAACUGGCAGGGCCACCUGGGGCAUCCCGGAUAAUUGGUGGCCGAGAUGCCCCUGAGGGAGCAUGGCCCUGGCAGGCCAGCAUCCAGUUCCUGGGCACGCACUUCUGUGGAGGGACGAUCAUCAGCACCAAGUGGAUUGUCUCUGCAGCGCACUGCUACCACAAUUAUAUAUGGCACAGCAGCUUCUUGACCGUGUUGGUGGGAAUAACCAUGCUGUCCAAGCCUGGGCCUCAAUCCCAGAGACGCGGCGUCAAAAACGUCAUCAUACACGAGAACUACGACUUCAACUCAUCCAACAACGACGUGGCGCUCCUGAUGCUCAAGAGCCCCCUCGUCUUCACAAAUUACAUCCAGCCGUGUUGCGUUCCGAUGAGCAUGAACCACCAGGUUGCCCUAAACCUGAGCAACUGCUUCAUCACCGGCUGGGGGAGCAUCAACUACAAAGGUGGAGCAGUGGACAUGCUGCAGGAAGCUGAGCUGGAGCUCAUUGAGACGUUCAGGUGCAACCAGAGACACUGGUACAACGGGCUGAUCACAGAAAACAUGCUCUGUGCAGGAAUGCUCUCUGGAGGAGUUGACACUUGUCAGGGCGACAGCGGAAGUCCACUGCAGUGCUACAGUGAGAAAGACGACAGAUAUUACCUUAUAGGAGUGACAAGCUUCGGGGAGAACUGUGGACACGCCCACAGACCAGGAGUCUAUUCGAAAACCAGCGCAUUUGGAAAGUGGUUAGCAGAAAAUCAGCUGAAAGAUAGAGCUUCUUCACACAGGCUCUUCUGCAGUCUGCUCUUAGUUCCGAUAUUUGCUGCCUUGACGUUAUUCUGAGACAUUCACUCUUUGUCUUGCAAAAGACAGAAUCACUAAACCACUAUGCAAACAUGA